Messenger RNA from Zingiber officinale, 1384 nucleotides. Its product is annotated as transcription factor HHO5-like. Lineage: Eukaryota; Viridiplantae; Streptophyta; Magnoliopsida; Zingiberales; Zingiberaceae. The record is from RefSeq and is a predicted model, not a curated record. Gene Ontology annotation, molecular function: DNA binding; DNA-binding transcription factor activity. Gene Ontology annotation, biological process: regulation of DNA-templated transcription. The transcript is spliced from 5 exons. Bases 79 to 1197 code for a protein of 372 amino acids.
GGGCACGUCUCCGUCCUCGCUCUCGCUGGUGUAUGUUCUUGUCUUCUCACUGGGGAGCGAGGGAUCCGGGACAGAGAAAUGGGAUCGACGGAGGCAGAGGUCAGAUUGGACCUGGCUUUGUUCACAGCGCGGACCGUGGCCGGUUUCCUGAAAGCGGCGUCGGAGACAGAGAGCGGAGACACAAGGGUGGCGAGGCUGGAGGAGUCAGUGAGGAGCCUGGAGGAGGAGCGGAGGAAGAUCGAGGUUUUCAAGAGGGAGCUUCCUCUGUGCAUGCACCUGCUCAACGAUGUGAUCAAGGGGUUGGAGAAGGAGCUUGAGCAAUGCAGAGGCGAGAGAUAUGCGCGUGUGUUUGGAGAAUUGAUCCCCAUUGGGCGAAAAUUCGAAGAGGAGGAAAGGAGGGUAAAGCCGGAAAGGGGCGCCGUCGAGACGAUGAAGUGGAUGAGUUAUUCUCAGCACCGGAUCGAUAACUCCGCCAGAAACGAUCGUAGGGAUGAUGAAAUUGAGAAGGUUGAGGGCAGUGGAGAUCUUAAUCGCAAGAAAAAGGAGAACUUGUUCCUGGAAUCGAAGAGAUUGAGCGGCGGCGCCUUUGUGCCUUUUAAAGGUCCAUCCACCGUCACAGUGAAUUCCAAGGAGGAGAAGCUCGACUUUCCAGAGAAAUCCACUCAUGCCUCAGCAACGGAUAGCGGGGCUCUUUCUCUCUCCACCGUCAACGACGGCCACCGUGUAAGUAGCUCCACGUCCAAGGGCGUCAGAAAGACCCCGUUGAAGACGGACGACCACCCCUCUAGCUCACAGUCACAACAUCAGGCACCGAGAAAAGUGCGGCGGUGCUGGUCACCGGAUCUACAUCGCCGCUUUCUUUCCGCCCUCAAACAGCUCGGCGGAGUCCAAGUGGCUACUCCUAAGCAGAUCAGAGAACUGAUGAAGGUGGAUGGCCUCACCAAUGAUGAAGUGAAGAGUCAUCUACAAAAAUAUAGAUUGCAUGCAAAGAAAGUAUCCACUUCAGAUUUGGAGAGCCAAUCUAUUCCAAUAAUAGCAGGUGGUCUUCCUGAUGCUGAAGAGCGACACAGCAGUUCCUCGCGGCCGAGUGUUUCUCAAUCUGACUCUCCACAGAGUCCUCUUCAGCUCACACUGUCCAACACCGCCGGCAAUUGUCUCGAGGAAGAUGGAAAAUCUGAGAGCUAUAGCUGGAAAUAAUGCUAUUUACUAGUAAAGAUACUGAAGAACUAGGGUAGCUCAGGUGCUGUAAGGCUACUUCUGCGAGUUGUGUAGAGAGCUCUCUAUUUUUGCUGAUUGAAUGUAAGAAAGAGGCUAAUGUGAUGAAUUGUAUGACAUAGAGAUCUUGAUUCAUCUGAGUUUCUUACAUUGGAAUUUGCCUGUUCAA